GACAGCGCGGACGGAUUUUGUAGCAACUGUUUACAAAUCAUGGUUCCCCAUGUUCUGUGCCUAAGCUGAUAAAAGCCUUUUAUGCACUUUAAUCUUCUACCUGCGUCCUUACCUGGCACAUUGUGAAGCUGUACCGUAACUCGUGGAUACAAAGAAGUGCCAGAAAGACCUUUGUUAUUGCCUUAGUCAUGUUCCAGAGGCUGAAUAGUAUGUUCAUGGAAGAAAUCAAUGAUUUGCCCAGCCAAGAGCCAGCAUUUAGUGAGAAGGAAGAAGAGGAAUGGAUUCUGGUGGAUUUUAUAGACACCUGUAAUAACUUCUCAAUGGUGGAAGAAGAAGAAGAAGAAGAGGAUGAAGAGGAGGAUGACUGCAGCGUCCAUGAAGCAUCAUCUGUUGACCACCCGCCUGUAUUCUCUCAUCUGCCUACUUCUUUGGAAUGUUUGUCCGACGCCAGUGAAUCUUGCUUUGUCCAGUUUGACUCAUGCCCUAUGGAAGAGAGCUGGUUCAUUACGCCACCGCCGUGCUUCACAGCGGGUGGCCUGACCACUCUCAAAGUAGAAACCAGCCCUUUGGAGAACCUUCUGAUUGAACAUCCCAGCAUGUCUGUUUAUGCAGUCCAUAAUACACAUCAUAGUCUCAACAAGACCAGUUGUGGUGAUGAGGAAGAGGAGGAGGAUGAAGAGGAGAAAGAGAAUCGCAAUGCUACUAAUCCUCAAUCAGAAGCCCAAAGCCAAAUGAGUCAACACAUCAGAUGCUACAUAGCAACACUCGCCACUCACUCAACCUUUCUUGAACAGACCAAGAGCUUGCGUCCUUCCCAGUGGACAAAAGAACACCAUGAAAGACAAUAUCUGACCAGAAAUUGCCUCCGUCGCCAAAACCUGACCAGGGAUUGCUAUUCUCGGCAACUCAAGAACAACGGAAUUCUUGUUCACCAGCCUUGCCAGCGUCAGUAUAAUUACUGAGAGUGUUUCGCAUUAUUAUUAUAACUGUUAUUGUUGUUUUCAAAAAUAAUAUUGGUUAACUGUCCUUGUUUUUUUCUACUUGUGUGUGAGUGUAGAUUAUGAAGGUGAUUUCCAUCUUAUGCUGAUUAUCUGUUGUUUCUACACCACCACUGAGUGUUACAGUUAGUUUGUAAACCACGUUGAUGUUAAUGAUGUAUCACAGAAUGCCUUUAUGAUAUUUUACUUGUGGAUCAGAAACAUAUCAAGAGUUUGUGUGGUCGGGGGUGGGAUAGGGGGGCUGUAUGUGACUUUAGGAACUUUCUGAUGUAUGGAUGGGUUUGUUUUUAUAUCGGUAUUUUUAGCCAAGACGUAGCAGGCAAUUUUCAUUCAUAAUUGUAGUCCAAAUGCAGUUACAGAAUUUCUCAGGGUCAGUUGUACACUUGCAAUGAUCUGUGUAUACUGUAAAAUUUGUUUUAACAAUCUAGAAUAGCCAUUAUAAUGUGAUGGACAGGAUGGCAUUGAGCUCCCAAUGAGGAGUGAAUUCAAUAUGUAACCAGAAGUGUGGAGAAGGAGUGGAAAGGACCUAUGAAAGGACUUACUGUCAGCUUAUGUCUCAUCUCAGAGGUUUGUUGCAUUUGCCUAGAUUUAUAGACAAAGGAGAUACCUCACAGCAAACUCCCACUGGAAAUAAGUGAUUAGUUUCUGCAACCUGACACCUUCUAGUUGUGUUGGAUUGCAACUCUCAUCAUCCCUUGCAAGUAGAGUGUGCCACAAACAUUAUAGCUCAACCUCUCCAGAAAGCACAAGGCAAUACUAGGCUUUGUUGUAUCUAUUUGACCUGAAAGACAAUGGAAACUAACUCAGGGCUUCAUGCUUUGAAAUUUCAGCAAAAUAGAUGCCUGCUUAGAAAAAAUAUAUAUACCCCUACACUAUAUUUCUAUAAUUAUAUGCGGUGCAUUAAUGUAAAUUGGAUGGGCAACAUAGUUUUCCAAGUGUCUUUGGACUGGGAUGCCCAUAUCCUUACCUAAUGACUAGGGCUAAUGGUCAUUCCAACAUGGCCACAAGUUGUUCCGUAUUGAUUUUAAAACUUUAGUGUUAGGAACUACUGUCGGGGCAUCAGAAAGAGCAAAUUCCUGCAUAGUUGAAAUUACCAUCUAGUUAGGAGCCCUGUGUCUGCUUUUUCCCUUUCACCUUUACAUUUCUGGGCAUAAAGCACAAAAUAUUUUUCGCUUUCCUUCAAGUCAGUUAAUCAACUGUACGUUUCUGCCUAUAUAAGGCCUUAAACCUAUAGCCACAGCCCUGAAGUGACUCUCCAUCAAGGGUUCACCAUCUCAAUUUUUCUCUCUCUCCUUUUGAUGGCAUUAUUGAUUAAAACCAGUAUUUGAUUUUCAAGUGAUAUACAAUUCACUAUUAACUUCUUAGAAUAUCCUACUGGUUUAUGCUUCAUUUAUCUCUCUAGAACCUGUUGUGGCCUGAAAUUGUGCCGCUCACUGUUUUGUGGACAAUCUAAUUCAAGACCAUGUAACUACACAUCUACCAUACCCUCUCCGCCUCUUCACUUGAAAUACUAGCAAUUAGUCAUGUGCAUUCGGGGUAUUCUUGAUCCGUUUUGUGUCCCGGAUUUUGGUCAGGCCUCUGAUCCAUUUUGACUGAGCCUCCUGAAAUCUGGAGGUCAGAUAUUUGUUUCCUUUUUUCAGUGCCAAAAGAUUUUGGGUUUUUGCACCCGUGGGACCGGCCAAAAGUGCCUGGACCUAUGGGUGCAAGCUUUGGGCCUACCCGCCCGGGCCUCACAGGGCCUGCAGCCGUGCGCUGAGUAAGGAGCACUCCUUACUCGGCGCUCAGUUGCAGGCCCUGGCACUUCGGACCUAUGAGUGCAGCAAUCAAUAAAAAAAACAGGCUUGGAGCCAGUACCCGCUCCCAUCCACCUUUCGUAUCGAUUUAGUUUUUGUUCCUGGAAGGGCCUUCCCAUUUUGUGCCAUCCAAGUGGACGGAGCAAAACAGAAACACGAAUCAAAUGGAUGAGACAAAUUUCGGGCCCAUGAUUACUAGCAAUGUAUUUAAUAGGCCUUCUUUCAAAAAGGCUUUUAUGGAGACACAUUUCUUGUUGUCUAAAGUCCAAAGAACUUUGAAGGAAUGAUUAAGUGUUUUGAGUGCAGUCUCCAUGUUUAAACAAAUACAUAUUUGAACCUACUUACCCUCUCUAGUCCUGUGGACCAAUUUCUCCACUGAAAUUUCAUAGUUUUCAGUCCAGUCAAUGGCUCAUUUGGGUCGUUUUUUUCAAAACACUCACGAUUUUAUCAUCCACCAGGAAUUUUUAAUCUAUUUUUCAGUUUCAGGGGCAAAUACCACAGACACAAUUUUAAGCUCAGGAAUUUCUAAAUGUUUUAAUAUAGAUUCCCAAGAAUCGGCUUUGCUCAGUGUAGGUUCUUACCCAUUACCUGUCUCCAUGAAGUAUUUGGCUUUUAUCCUCUCUUUUAAGGGACCUGAAAAUGAAGGUCUGCUCUUCUGCUUUAUAAGGCAGGGAGAGCCUCUGGAACCAGUUUUUGGCCAGUAUAAAGGACUGCAAGGAAGAGAGUGGGUAGGAAAAGUCCCAUUGUAACUGCCAGCAUACAUGAGAAGUUGUUCAUUAUUUCUAAAUACAAACACUAUUUAAAAAUAAACAUAGGGUUACUGUAACAUAUGUGCUUUUGCGGUUGUCAGUGUUGGAAGCAAUGCUGUUGUGGAAGGAAUGACUGCGUGUACAUUACAAUGUUUCACUCUUCAUUAUUGUGCAUAUUUAUGUUACUUUUUUCUAUUACGCGUUUGCAAGUCUUGGACUUAUUAUUAAGAGUUGUGUGGAAUUCCCCCUUUCAAAUGAUAUGUGUUGUAUAAGUAUGACUUUUUAUAUAGUUAAUCCCUCUCCCAACAAAAAAAAAUUGUAUUAACUUGUAAAAGUGAGGCCUUGUGCUAUGUUGAAUGGUGUUUCAAUAAUUAUGCUGAAACUGUUUUUCCAUAUGUAUUGUAAACAAAACUGUGCCUUUUGCAACUGACUUGUACACAGCAGACUUGAAUUUGAAGCCUACAAGAAGGGACAUUUCUGUCAAGAUAAAUACUGUACAUCAGUCUAUGCAUUAUCAAUGGCAGCUUCUUUGUGGAGCCUUUGUUGUUGUUGUUUUUGUACCAAUACCUUAGAUAUACAAGGCUCUAUCACUUUGAUACGACCAAACAUAUGUAGCUGUAAAAACUCAAGACUGGCUGUUUGUCAGGUACAUUGUGUAAUUUAAUGUAGCUGAUUCCAUUUGCUUAGCUCACAGAGAGGGAAUUUGUAGUUUCCCAAAUAUUUUUGUUGGGCUCCAACAUUUAUCAUGUCUUAACCAUGUGGUCAGCGAGGAUGGGCAGUCAGAGCCCAAGACCAUCUUUAAAAUGUGCCCCUGGACUAGCCUCUGAAAUAGGCAGGGGAAAAUAAACUGUUUUUUUCUCAUACUGAAAAGUUACAUUUUCCAUGUGAUUAAACUGAAUUAAUUCCCACUGA
Messenger RNA from Anolis sagrei ordinatus, 4452 nucleotides. It is a transcript of the gene TP53INP1, whose product is annotated as tumor protein p53 inducible nuclear protein 1. Gene Ontology annotation, cellular component: nucleus; autophagosome. Gene Ontology annotation, biological process: positive regulation of DNA-templated transcription; autophagosome assembly. The record is from RefSeq and is a predicted model, not a curated record. Lineage: Eukaryota; Metazoa; Chordata; Lepidosauria; Squamata; Anolidae.